Mesoplodon densirostris (Blainville's beaked whale) is the source of this 4576-nucleotide messenger RNA. It is a transcript of the gene C2CD5, whose product is annotated as C2 calcium dependent domain containing 5. The record is from RefSeq and is a predicted model, not a curated record. Gene Ontology annotation, molecular function: calcium-dependent phospholipid binding; calcium ion binding. Lineage: Eukaryota; Metazoa; Chordata; Mammalia; Artiodactyla; Ziphiidae. Gene Ontology annotation, cellular component: plasma membrane. The coding region runs from base 222 to 3377 and encodes 1051 amino acids. The transcript is spliced from 27 exons. Gene Ontology annotation, biological process: positive regulation of vesicle fusion; positive regulation of D-glucose transmembrane transport; positive regulation of protein targeting to membrane.
AGCCGCCAUUUUGGGGGGAGGAGAAACACUCGUAGGGGCGGCUGCGGGUCAAUGGGAUGUUGACUAGCUUCUGCUUCUCUGGCCAGCGCUGUGGAGCCGGGGCAGAAGCCUCCACCGGGGCCGCUCCUCCGGCUGCCUCUCCGGAAUGAGGCCUCAGUUCCCGCGCAGGACGGCUUCCUUUUUCUUCCGAGAGAGUCCAAGGAGAGGCCGAAGCCGAGACGAUGCCUGGGAAGCUGAAGGUGAAAAUCGUGGCCGGGCGCCAUUUGCCGGUGAUGGACCGAGCUAGUGACCUGACUGAUGCCUUCGUGGAGGUAAAAUUUGGUAAUACCACCUUUAAAACAGAUGUGUAUCUCAAGUCACUCAACCCUCAGUGGAACUCAGAAUGGUUUAAAUUUGAGGUGGAUGAUGAAGAUUUACAAGAUGAACCUCUCCAGAUCACAGUUCUUGACCAUGAUACAUAUAGCGCAAAUGAUGCCAUUGGUAAAGUGUACAUUGACAUUGAUCCUUUACUCUACAGUGAGGCUGCAACAGUCAUCUCAGGAUGGUUUCCAAUUUAUGAUACCAUUCAUGGUAUCCGUGGGGAAAUCAAUGUAGUUGUCAAAGUAGACCUCUUCAAUGAUUUAAAUCGAUUUAGGCAGUCGUCAUGUGGAGUCAAAUUCUUUUGCACGACAUCUAUUCCAAAGUGCUAUAGAGCUGUAAUAAUUCAUGGAUUUGUAGAAGAACUUGUGGUCAACGAAGACCCAGAAUAUCAAUGGAUUGAUCGAAUUCGCACACCAAGGGCAUCAAAUGAGGCCAGACAGAGACUCAUUUCUUUAAUGUCAGGUGAACUGCAGAGGAAGAUUGGCUUGAAAGUACUUGAAAUGAGAGGAAAUGCAGUUGUCGGGUACUUACAGUGCUUUGAUCUGGAAGGCGAAUCUGGGUUAGUGGUACGAGCCAUAGGAACAGCGUGUACGCUGGAUAAAUUAAGUAGCCCAGCAGCAUUCCUUCCUGCAUGUAAUUCCCCAUCCAAAGAAAUGAAGGAGAUUCCCUUCAAUGAAGAUCCCAAUCCCAAUACUCACUCAUCAGGACCCUCAACCCCUCUGAAAAACCAAACUUAUUCCUUUUCACCUUCCAAGUCCUACAGUCGACAGUCCUCUUCUUCUGAUACAGAUUUGAGUUUGACACCCAAAACUGGAAUGGGAAGUGGUAGUGCUGGAAAAGAAGGGGGGCCCUUUAAAGCUCUUUUAAGACAACAGACUCAGUCAGCAUUGGAACAGAGGGAAUUUCCAUUUUUUACCUUGACCGCGUUUCCUCCUGGAUUCCUCGUGCAUGUCGGGGGAGUUGUUAGUGCACGCUCUGUGAAGCUUUUGGAUCGUAUCCACAAUCCUGAUGAACCAGAAACUCGAGAUGCGUGGUGGGCAGAAAUCAGACAAGAAAUAAAAUCACAUGCCAAAGCAUUAGGCUGUCAUGCUGUAGUGGGCUACAGUGAAUCAACUAGCAUCUGUGAAGAGGUCUGUAUUUUAUCUGCAUCCGGCACAGCAGCUGUACUGAACCCUAGAUUUCUGCAGGAUGGCACCGUGGAGGGCUGUUUGGAACAGAGGCUAGAAGAAAAUUUGCCUGCAGGCUGUGGAUUUUGCCAUAUACCAUAUGAUGAACUGAAUAUGCCAUUUCCAGCUCAUCUCACAUAUUGCUAUAACUGCAGGAAACAAAAAGUUCCCGAUGUUCUCUUUACAACUAUAGACCUCCCAAUGGAUGCAGCAGUUAUUGGAAAAGGUUGUCUCAUCCAAGCAAGGUUGUGUCGCUUAAAAAAGAAGGCACAAGCAGAAGCAAAUGCCACAGCUAUCAGUAAUCUGUUGCCAUUUAUGGAAUAUGAAGUGCAUACUCAGCUAAUGAAUAAACUAAAACUCAAAGGAAUGAAUGCUUUAUUUGGACUGAGAAUUCAGAUCUCAGUGGGUGAAAAUAUGUUGAUGGGCUUAGCGUCGGCCACAGGUGUGUAUUUAGCAGCUUUACCAACACCUGGUGGUAUUCAGAUUGCUGGGAAGACUCCUAAUGAUGGCUCGUACGAGCAGCAUAUAUCUCAUAUGCAGAAGAAGAUAAAUGACACGAUUGCUAAGAAUAAAGAAUUAUAUGAAAUCAAUCCUCCGGAGAUAUGUGAAGAGAUUAUAGGAUCACCCAUUCCAGAACCUAGACAACGCUCAAGACUUUUGAGAUCUCAAUCAGAAAGCUCUGAUGAAGUUACAGAAUUGGACCUUUCACAUGGGAAAAAAGAUGCAUUUGUUUUGGAGAUCGAUGACACAGAUGCUAUGGAAGACGUACAUUCUCUACUCACUGAUGUUCCGCCUCCUUCAGGCUUUUAUAGUUGUAAUACAGAAAUUAUGCCUGGUAUAAAUAAUUGGACAUCUGAAAUACAGAUGUUCACAUCAGUAAGAGUAAUCCGAUUAAGCAGCCUUAAUCUAACUAAUCAAGCCCUCAAUAAGAAUUUUAAUGAUCUCUGUGAAAACUUGCUCAAGAGCCUGUAUUUUAAACUACGGUCUAUGAUCCCCUGCUGCCUUUGCCAUGUAAAUUUUACAGUAUCUCUCCCUGAAGAUGAAUUAAUUCAGGUUACAGUCACAGCAGUUGCAAUAACUUUUGACAAAAAUCAGGCUUUACAGACCACAAAAACACAUGCUGAGAAGUCAUUGCAAAGAGCCUCUACAGAUAAUGAAGAACUUCUGCAGUUUCCCCUCGAACUCUGUUCAGAUUCACUUCCUUCUCAUCCUUUUCCACCGGCUAAAGAACACCUGGAGAGUGCAAGUUCUAACUCAGGUAUACCAGCUGCACAGAGAGCAACGUCAGUUGAUUACAGUUCCUUUGCAGACAGAUGCAGCAGCUGGAUAGAGCUCAUUAAACUGAAAGCUCAGACCAUAAGGCGUGGAUCAAUUAAGACAACUGUGACAGUCGAAAAAGCAAGUCCAGUGGGUGAAGGAAAUUUCCGGAAUCGUUCUUCUCCACCUUGUGCAAAUUCUACAGUUGGCGUGGUUAAGAUGACACCUCUUUCCUUCAUUCCUGGAGCAAAAAUAACGAAAUAUCUUGGGAUAAUUAACAUGUUUUUUAUUCGGGAAACCACUUCUCUUCGUGAGGAAGGAGGUGUCAGUGGUUUUCUCCAUGCUUUUAUUGCUGAAGUGUUUGCGAUGGUGAGAGCUCACGUGGCUGCACUGGGAGGGAAUGCUGUUGUCUCCUACAUAAUGAAGCAGUGUGUCUUCAUGGAGAAUCCAAAUAAAAACCAGGCACAGUGUCUUAUAAACGUAAGUGGUGAUGCAGUGGUUUUUGUUCGUGAAUCUGAAUUAGAAGUGGUGUCAACUCAGCAACCAGCUGCCACCUGCCAGCCCUCAUGUACUGGAGGAGAAGUUACAACCUGAAGUCAGUUAGAAAGAAUGAGCUUCACUAAAUGACAUUCAUGGGUCUCCUUUGUUUUGUCACUCAUUUAUCUUACUAGACGUAAAAAAUGAACUUGAGAGAACUGAGGAAGAAUUGAUACAUUAUGAGUAUAUUCGAUUUGUCUGGGAUCACUUGGAGGCCUGAGAAUGUUCAAAUCUUGACAUUUUAGUUUGGCCAGCCUAGACGGACAGGCCCCGUGGAGCCUUGACCGCACCUCCCCCCACAGGAAGUUCAGAUAAACUUCUCUGAGAACUGUAGUAAAGAUGGAAGCUAUGUAUAAUUUAUGUUGAUUUUAAUAAAAUCAUAAUUUAGAAAACAAAAUGAUAAGAUUAUCAGGAAAUUAGGAUAGCUCUCCUAGUGUAAUUUAGAGAAACUGAGCAAGAAAUGAACAAAUUGUUAAUGAGUAAGUCAUCUGAUUCGAGGAAUGUAUGGGGAAAAUGGAGAAAAAUUUUCAGAAAACUAUGUGGGUUUCUUAAUAUGUUAUUUUGAUGAAGAAUUUGGUAACAACUGAAAGGGAAAAUUGCUUCAGCCAUCUUUGAAAAAGAAGUUAAAAUUCUGCAACUUGUAUCCAUAGUAUGUCCUAACUACUGGAAAAGAAAAGUAAUUUAUCAGAGCCAGUGUCCUUCCAUUGGAAGUUUAAAUAAGGAAGGAGGAAAAACAUUACUAUAUAACUUCGUUUCUAGCCAAGUUUCAAUUUGUGUUUAAUUUGUCUGGAAGAGGCUUGGCUUCAACUGGGAAGAAAAGGCCAGUGAAUUUUGUUGAAGUAGUUAAAAUAUAAUUGAUCUAGAAGGAACAUAAAAUUAUUUUCUGAUAAAGUCAUAUUGCACUCCUACCAAAUAAACAGAAUUUUAGUAAUAUCUUAGAGAUUUUUGAUGGUGAGUUAGACUAUUUGGCAUAGAGUUUGGAAAUGUAACUUGAAUGUAAAUAUGCUGCAGAAUGUUGAAUAUAUAGAUAGAAAUACUUUUUUUUGUCAAUGCCAAAUACCUAUUACAAGUGAACCUUUAAAAAUACAUUCCUCCUUUGCACAACAAAAUUUCUUUAUAAAACUCAUGAUUUUGCUCUUCCAGGGUAACAACUGCCCUAAAGAUUAGGAGUCGUUUCCUUGUUAUCACAGGUGUCAAUAUUUUUCUGUACUUUGUUUAUAAUUUUAUUUUUUAAAUAAAAAGUUUAUAAACUGGAA